Staurois parvus is the source of this 321-nucleotide messenger RNA. Lineage: Eukaryota; Metazoa; Chordata; Amphibia; Anura; Ranidae. The record is from the annotation of a GenBank genome assembly.
UGCCACCUGUCAGUGUCCAUCAGUGCCAGCUCUCAGUGCUCAUCAGUGCCACCUGCCAGUGCUCAUCAGUGCCACAUCAAUGGCACAUAUCAGUGCCUACCAGUGCACAUCAAUGCCACAUAUCAGUGCCCAUCUGAGCUGCCUUUCAGUGUCACUCAUCAGUGCCAGUCAGUGCCACCUAUCAAUGUCAACCAUCAAUGCUGCCUAUCAGUGCACAUCAGUGCCACCUAUCAGUGCCCGUCAGUGCAGCCUACCAGUGCCUGUCAGUGCCACCUAACAGUGCCAGUCAGCGCCGCCUAUCAGUUCCAGUCAGUGCCGCCU